AUGAAACACAGGCGUUUCACGCAUCGCAGGAGCAGAGCUCUCUGUUUCCCAUGCUCGACAAUCCUGGCAGCUCGGCUCAUCCUCCACAGCCUCUGCCGACAGGCAGAAAUUCGGAACAACAUGGAGAGCACGCAGGCUCUCCUCCUCACUGCUGCCCUUUGCUUUCUCGCUCAAGGCUGCGGCGGCUCCGAGGCCGAGCACCGGCUCUACGCGGCCCUCUUCGAGAGCUACAACCAGUUCGUCCGUCCCGUCAAGAACGUCUCAGACCCCGUCAUCAUCCAGUUCGAGGUCUCCAUGUCCCAGCUGGUGAAGGUGGACGAAGUCAACCAGAUCAUGGAAACCAACUUGUGGCUGAAGCACAUCUGGAACGAUUACAAGCUUCGCUGGAAUCCAGCAGACUAUGGAGGUGCUGAAUUCAUCCGAGUACCAUCUGGCCAGAUAUGGAAGCCAGAUAUUGUUUUAUAUAACAAUGCAGUUGGAGAUUUCCAGGUUGAUGACAAGACAAAGGCCCUAUUAAAAUACACUGGUGAUGUGACCUGGAUACCUCCAGCUAUAUUUAAAAGCUCCUGUAAAAUAGAUGUCACCUACUUCCCAUUUGACUACCAGAACUGCACCAUGAAGUUUGGCUCCUGGUCUUACGACAAAGCCAAAAUAGAUUUAGUUUUAAUUGGCUCUACAAUGAACCUGAAAGAUUACUGGGAGAGUGGAGAGUGGGCUAUUAUUAAAGCUCCUGGGUACAAACAUGACAUCAAAUACAACUGCUGUGAAGAGAUCUAUCCAGACAUCACAUACUCUCUUUACAUCAGGCGUUUGCCUUUAUUUUACACUAUCAAUAUGAUCAUUCCAUGUCUGCUGAUUUCUUUUCUGACUGUCUUAGUUUUCUAUUUGCCCUCAGACUGUGGUGAGAAGGUAACACUCUGCAUAUCAGUCCUUCUCUCUUUAACAGUGUUCCUUCUUGUUAUCACAGAAACCAUACCUUCUACUUCCCUGGUGAUUCCACUGAUUGGGGAAUACCUCCUGUUCACCAUGAUAUUUGUCACUCUAUCCAUUGUCAUCACAGUGUUUGUGCUUAAUGUGCACUACAGAACACCCAAGACACACACCAUGCCCGGGUGGGUGAGAACCAUUUUCUUGAACUUACUUCCCAGGAUCAUGUUUAUGACAAGGCCUGCCAGUGACGAAGAGAAUAACCAGAAGCCAAAACCAUUUUUCACUUCCGAGUUUUCAAACUUAAAUUGCUUCAACAGUUCUGAAACCAAAUGCUGCAAAGAUGGCUUUCUCUGUCAAGAUAUGGCAUGCAGCUGUUGUCAGUAUCAACGAAUCAAGUUCUCUGAUUUCAGUGGCAAUCUCACAAGAAGUUCAAGCUCUGAUUCUGUAGAUCCUCUGUUUCCCUUUUCAGUUCUGUCACCAGAAAUGAGAGAUGCUAUUGAAAGUGUUAAAUACAUUGCAGAAAAUAUGAAAAUGCAGAACGAAGCCAAAGAGAUUCAGGAUGACUGGAAAUACGUUGCCAUGGUAAUCGAUCGGAUUUUUCUCUGGGUUUUCAUCCUGGUGUGUAUUCUAGGAACAGCAGGGUUGUUCUUACAACCUUUGAUGGCUGGAGAUGAAAUGUGA
Molecule: messenger RNA, 1611 nt
Organism: Calypte anna (Anna's hummingbird)
Lineage: Eukaryota; Metazoa; Chordata; Aves; Apodiformes; Trochilidae
Gene: CHRNA3
Product: cholinergic receptor nicotinic alpha 3 subunit
Biological process (GO): signal transduction; chemical synaptic transmission; regulation of membrane potential
Cellular component (GO): postsynaptic membrane; neuron projection; synapse
Molecular function (GO): transmembrane signaling receptor activity; acetylcholine-gated monoatomic cation-selective channel activity
Source: RefSeq, a predicted model, not a curated record